AUGAGCGAGAAGAUCAUCGAGGGGGUGGCAGCCGCCAUCACAAAAGCGAGCGAAGACGCCGUCGAGAAGCAGCUCAAGCAGGUUGAGGAGCGGCUGGUUGCUGCGGUGCUGAAGGGUUUCGAGAAAGCCAUCAUGGAGGACAUGUUAUGCUCCACCCUCCCACCCGAGACCAUGAAGGAGCUGAAGGACAUUGUGAGGGAAGGCUACCAUGAAGCCGAAGCAGGGAGGUUGGAAGUCCUCACCGAAGCGAUGGCGAGAGGUUAUCAGCGCUCGGCGGGCCCGUCGACGAGGUCGCGUCAGGAGGGUGUGGGAGGGGUUCGCAGCGGGGCUGAGCCUCGUGGUCACGAGCAGUCGGUUCCUCCGUCUUCUUCGGUGGGAGGACAUGUCGGCAGCCCGGUUGGAUCCCCACCGGCGCGUGGUCGUCAUCCCGUCACCAAGCCCGUCGAGGAAGUCAUCGUACUCGACCAGUCGCCCCGCCCGAAGACCUCCGUAGCGGCUCCGAUCGAUCCACCUGAUGCGUUUGCUUCGAUGCGGGACAUGCUGCAAGGCCUGGGGAAAACGGGUGGGAAAGGAGUGGUCGUGGGGGAGAAAAGUGGUGCCCCGAACGAGGACGUCGCCUCGACCGGGAACAGAGCUCUAGGAAUGCGAGGUGCCUCUACCCUGUCAGGCGGCGGUGCGGGGAAAGGAGCGGGAGAAGCAAGCGCUGGGUUGCUGUCGAAGACUAAAGCGGCAUCAGCUGCGCAAGGCGGUGGUGCUGGCCUUGCUGUCGGGCUUGUGGGAAAUUGGGCGUCUUCCUCGACCCCUCCAGUUGCUCCUGUCGCCGCUGCUCCGUCCGUAGGCAACGUUUGUCUUAGCGAUCCGGGCUCCCCUUCAAUGUCGAAGAAGAAGCCGGCUGCAACGAAGUCGUCGAAGCGCGUUGCACACGCGACAGAGAGCCUUGACGUGGUGGAGCUGGCCAGCGUCCCUGGUCAGGCGACUGUCGAGAAGACCUCUAUUGUCGUUGCUGCUCGACAGGAAAAGGCGAAGAAGGCCAGGGUCACGGGUCACACCCCACCUCCUCGACCGGACGACCAAGGCAAGACGAGAGGCUGCAAACGUCCGUUCAAAGGACCGGGUUUCGGGUUGCGGAAGGGGAAGCCGGUUUCCGAGCUGACCGUCGGCGGGAGGAAGCGGUUCCUUGGCACUUUUGAAACAGAGAAGGACCAGAAGUUCUAUACGGCCGUCUGCUGGCGUGUGUACUUCCCCGACGUUGUCCUUACGGAGUACGAAGGGUACAGGGCGCAGGAUGAGGAGGACUGGAAGGUCUACCUCGAUGCGGCCGCAGAAAUGCCAACCGGCGGCAUGGCGGCGACACCGCACAUGAUGGCCAUCGCAGCAACUGUGGCGAGCUUGUGGGCGGCCAGCAGGAAGUUGUCGAGGGAGGAUAUUAAGAAGGAUGCCCUAGCUGCCGCAAACGCGGCGAUCUACGCCCCGGAGACUGCAAAGAAGGCUUGUGUGGCUGCCAUGUCCGCACUCGUGUCCAUACUUUUGCACGUCGGCAAGACGUUCCCGGCGAAGCAGUGGCCCGAUCACCUGUAUUCGUCGGCUGUCGAAGGUCUCGGCUCGACGGACGCCAUACUGCUGCAGAUGCUGCGCGUGGCAGCACAGGUCUGUACGCAAUGGUGCUGCUGUCGAGCUGCUGCCCGCUUGCUGGAGGACGCGGGCUAUGGCAGCCUGGCUAUGCCAGAAGAAAAGAGCAAGGCGAAGCAGGGCGACGAGGAUGCAGCUGAGACGGAAACGGGCGGGCAAGGGGAGUAG
This is a messenger RNA of Closterium sp. NIES-65, 1797 nucleotides long. Lineage: Eukaryota; Viridiplantae; Streptophyta; Zygnematophyceae; Desmidiales; Closteriaceae. The record is from the annotation of a GenBank genome assembly.